This is a messenger RNA of Elaeis guineensis (African oil palm), 1642 nucleotides long. Its product is annotated as cyclic pyranopterin monophosphate synthase, mitochondrial. Gene Ontology annotation, biological process: Mo-molybdopterin cofactor biosynthetic process. The record is from RefSeq and is a predicted model, not a curated record. Lineage: Eukaryota; Viridiplantae; Streptophyta; Magnoliopsida; Arecales; Arecaceae.
CCAUCCCUCCUCCUUCACCGCCCGCAGGUAAAACAAAAACCCUAAUGCAGAAGCAAUCAAGAAAGAAGAUCAAAUCACCGAAAAGAGAGAAUAAAUACUGCCGAGAAAGAAUAAAGAAGGCCUGAGGACGCGGCGCCGGGACACGAGGAGGCCGUUGGAGGUCGAGGGAGAGAGAGAGGGCGAAGAGAAGAGGAAGAGAGGGAGGAAAGAGGCUUUCGCACCGAUACAGUCACCCUCUCGUUCGUUUCCAUAGCAUCCUUUCCACUUCUGCCUUCGCCUUCUUCGCCGGACGGGGAGGGGGCGAAGCAGCCGCCCUCCUAGGCGGCCUCCCCACGCUCCUCUUCGCUGGGGUGCUCAGCUUCGCCGCCCGCUUCGACGUCGCAGCGCCGGAAGAGUGACGGGAAUAACAGUUUCUUCGAUCCCCAUGCCCUACAUUCUUCACCUGCUCGGUCCCCUUCCCAUCGUCAAAAGAGGAGGCGCUGCUCCUCCGCUUAUUCAGUAGCGCCCCGUGGGACGUCGGCGAGCUCCGUUUCAUCCGAUUCAUGAUCUCCCCUGCACCUUUUCUCUUCGACGCCGACACGGCUUCGCCAACUCCUGUUUCCAGCGUUCCCACCUUUUGUCGACUUGGGUAGUUUUUUCUCCGCCAUCGAUGUUGCUUAGGCAAUUGAGAGCCCAUCGUUCUUUAGGGAGACGCUUCAUCAGUAAUAGUAGUCAUGAUCUUGUAAUUUCCGAGCUUAAUAAGGUCUCACCCUCCUGCCACUGCCAAGGAACUUUUAUGCCUCAUUGAUUAUUAUUAAGGUCAUGAACAAUAAUUUGUUAAUCCUCCAUCUUCACUGUCAUGAACAAUGGCAGGAAAUGGAGUCAAUCUUUGGUGAACCUCCAGCUGGUUUCAGUUCAAGUACUUCUCAAGAGUCUCAUUUCAUUUCCACUGGAUCUGGUGAAAGCCAUCAAGGCCUCAGUCAUGUUGACAGCAGUGGGCAGGCCAGGAUGGUAGAUGUUUCCUCAAAAGAAGAUAGCAAAAGAGUUGCUGUGGCUUCUUGCAAAGUUCUUCUAGGCCAAAAGGCAUUUCAUUUGGUUGCUUCUAACCAGGUAGCAAAAGGAGAUGUCCUGAAUGUGGCUAAGAUUGCUGGGAUUAAUGGAGCAAAGCAUACAAGCAGCCUCAUCCCUUUGUGUCACAAUAUCAGUCUUACCCACAUUCGUGUCGAUCUAGCACUUAAUGAGAAAGACUUUAGUGUGGAGAUAGAAGGGGAAGCUGCAACAACAGGAAAGACGGGUGUGGAGAUGGAGGCAAUGACUGCAGUGGCUGUUGCUGGCCUCACAGUAUAUGACAUGUGCAAAGCUGCUUCGAAGGACAUUUCAAUCACUGAAAUCCAUCUUGAACAUAAGACUGGAGGAAAGAGUGGGGACUGGUCCAGAAAACAGUGAUUAUCUGCUUCUGUAUAAUUCAUACAUGAUCAAAUUGCUAUCUAAGGUAAUGACAAUUGAUUUAUGGAUUCUCGGUUGCUCAACAUUAGCCACUAGAGAGGACUGGACAUACAAAAUUGUGUUGUUCCUAAAAUAAGUAUAUUUGAGCCUUCAUCCAUCCUGACUUAUUUUUAUGAGCUUUUGUAUUUGAAUCUACGUGCCCCUGUAAAGGGAAUCU